This is a messenger RNA of Schistosoma mattheei, 1103 nucleotides long. NCBI's taxonomy places the organism in Eukaryota, Metazoa, Platyhelminthes, Trematoda, Strigeidida, Schistosomatidae. The record is from the annotation of a GenBank genome assembly.
AUUGUAUGGAAUUAAAGCGCGGUAAAACUGAAAUGGAUGGCUCUGGGAUUUUAAAUUGUGAGUUGAUGAACCUUGUAAAGAAACGCGUAGCUUGCAGAGACAGAAUUGUUGAGCUAUAUGAUAGAUAUACUCAGGACACACUUAACAAAAUGAAAAGUAAUCAGAGUCUUAUAACUGCAAAUCACGAACAACGUUGUGAUACUUCAUGCCUCCCAUUGCUUGAUUUUUCACCGAGUGUUGUACGUAUAAAGGACAUAAUCGAGGUAUGUUCGUUCACCGAAUCGGCUAUCGUCUAGGAUGAGGAAUUGCUCGUUCGUCAAUUUAAAGCAUUGAACGAUUUUGAGUGUCAUAACGAUCGGUUGUCACCCUGAUGAACGGUUUAUCUAUAAUUUGCUGGCCUAUCGUGGUCGUCAAAAUCUGUUGGCAGACUUCUACCAUUCGGUAUGACCAACUAACGUACGCAUAGUUGAUGUGACACUACCCUAUCCAUCAGCAGCUACCAAGAUUACCGUAUACUUGUAUUUUCGUCUCAAAAAUGAUCGUGAAACUUAUGAGUUUGGUAUGCACAUAUCGUCACUUUGUACUUGCAACUUCACUGGACUUAAUAAAGUUAAAGAUAUCGAUCUCUUUCUUUUUCUGUAUUUGUGCAGUUUUAGUCUGCUUAAAGUAUGAGAAACUGUAUUGCUUCUACGAAACUGAGGAGGCAAAACAGGAUCAUGACUCAGCAAGUUUGCCCAGGAGUAUCAGCAGUAUUUAGGAUUUGAAGUCGGUAUUUCACGUGAUCACACUUCGUCGCGCUUAUCGUUUCUUUAUAAUCUUCCUUCCGUUCUCGCUUAAUUGGACUAAAUCGUUAGCGUUUUACGUGGUUAAGAUAUUCUGAAUAGUAUUUUUCACACUGGAAGUGCACAGUCAUAUGCUUUGAAAUAAAUUGGGUAAUCAAGAUCUCCGUAGGUGUGUAGUAGAGGGAAGUCUGCCACAUUACAGGUCUAAUCGAAUAAAUGACAUGAACUUUAAAUUUCUUGUCGUUUCGCCUACAGAUUUUCUGGUUAAGUACGCAGAAAUAACACUAGUUAACCAGUUGCAUUCGAAACAGUGGUUUGGCG